Molecule: messenger RNA, 3876 nt
Organism: Artibeus jamaicensis (Jamaican fruit-eating bat)
Lineage: Eukaryota; Metazoa; Chordata; Mammalia; Chiroptera; Phyllostomidae
Product: collagen alpha-1(I) chain-like
Exons: 7
Source: RefSeq, a predicted model, not a curated record
AUGCCGACACGCCGGCUUGGCCGGGCACAGGCUGUGGUCGGCGGUAGCCCGUGUCAACCAGCCGGCCCAGCGGGGCUCGGGCUGUGGUCGGCGGCCGGCUGGGUCUACAGGCCGGCCCGGCGAUGCUCGUGCAGAGGUGAAGCGGCCGACCGAGUAAACCGGCCGGGCCGGCGGUCCUCGGGCUGUGUUCGGCAGCCGCCCGGGUCAUCCGGCCGGCCCGGCCGGGCUCGGGCUGUGGUCGGCGUGCGCCCAGGUCAACCAGCCGGCCCGGCGGGGCUCCGGGUGUGGUGGGCGGCCGCCCGGGUCUACCAGCCGGCUUGGCCGGCCUCGGGCUGUGUUCGGCGGCCGCCCGGGUCAUCCGGCCUGCCCGGCCGGGCUCGGGCUGUGGUCGGCGUGCGCCCGGGUCAACCAGCGGGCCCAGCGGGGCUCCGGGUGUGGUCGGCGGCCGCCCGGGUCUACCAGCCGGCUUGGCCGGGCUCGGGCUGUGUUCGGCAGCCGCCCGGGUCCAGCAGUCGCCCCGGCCGGGCUCGGGCUGUGGUCGGCGGCCGCCUGGGACUACCAGUCGGCCCGGCCGGCCUUGGGCUGUGGUCGGCGGCCGCUCGGGUCAACCAGUCAGCUUGGCCGGGCUCAGGCUGUGGUCGGCGGCCACCCGGGUCAACCAGCCGGCUUGGCCGGGCUCGGGCUGUGUUCGGCGGCCGCCCGGGUCAACCGGCCGGCACGGCCAGCCUCGGUCUGUGGUCGGAGGCCGCCGGGGUCUACCAGCCGGCAGGCCAGCCUCGGGCUGUGGUCGGCAGCCGCCCGGGUCAACCGGCCAUCCUGGCCGGCCUCGGGCUGUGUUCGGCGGUAGCCCGGGUCUACCAGCCGGCCCGGCGGGGCUCGUGCUGUGGUGGAACAGCAGGCCGGGUAAACCGGCCGGCACGGGGGGGCUCGGGCUGUGGAGGAGCGGCCGCCGGGGGCAAACAUGCCGGCCCGGAGAGGCUCCAGCUGUGGUCCGCGGCCGCCCGCGUUAACCAGCGGGCUUGGCCGGGCUCGGGCUGUUGUCCGCGGCCCCCGGGGUCAACCAACCGGCACGGCCGGGCUCAGGCUGUGUUCGGCAGCCGCCCGGGUCAACCUGGCGGCCCGGAGAGGCUCCGGCUGUGGUCGGCGGCCGCUCGGGUCAACAUGCCGACACGGUCGGGCUCGGGCUGUGGGCGGGGGCCGCCCGGGUCAACCAGCCGGCCCAGCCGGGCUCGGGCUGUGUUCCGCGGACGCCUGGGUCUCCCAGUCGGCACGGCCGGCCUCGGGCUGUGGUCGGAGGCUGCCCGGGUUUCCCAGUCGGCCAGGCCGGGCUCGGGCUCUGGUCGGCGGCCGCCCGGGUCAACCGGCCAUCCUGGCGGGGCUCGGGCUGUGUUCGGCGGUAGCCCGGGUCAACCGGCCGGCUUGGCCGGGCUCGGGCUGUGGUGGAACAGCAGGCCGGGUAAACCGGCCGGCCCGGGGGGCUCGGGCUGUGGUGGAGCGGCUGCCGGGGGCAAACCAGCCGGCCCGGAGAGGCUCCGGCUGUGGUCGGCGGCCGCCCGGGUCAACCUGCCGCGGCCGCCGGGGGCAAACCAGCCGGCCCGGAGAGGCUCCGGCUGUGGUCGGCGGCCACCCGAGUUAACCAGCUGGCUUGGCGUGGCUCAGGCUGUUGUCGGCGGCCCCCCGUGUCAACCAACCGGCACGGCGGGGCUCCGGCUGUGGUCGGCGGCCGCCCGGGUCAACCAGCCGGCCUGGACGGGCUCGGGCUGUGGUCGGCGUGCGACCGGGUCAACCAGCCGGCUUGGCCGGGCACGGGCUGUGGUCGGCGGUAGCCCGGGUCAACCAGCCGGCCCAGCGGGACUCGGGCUGUGGUCGGCGGCCGCCCGGGUCUACCAGCCGGCUUGGCCAGGCUCGGGCUGUUGUCGGCGGCCCCCCGGGUCAACCAACCGGCACGGCGGGGCUCGGGCUGUGUUCGGCAGCCGCCCGGGUGAACCUUCCGGCCCGGAGAGGCUCCGGCUGUGGUCGGCGGCCGCCCGGGUCAACAUACCGACACGGUCGUGCUCGGGCUGUGGGCGGGGGCCUCCCGGGUCAACCACCCGGCCCGGCCGGGCUCGGGCUGUGGUCGGCGGACGCCCGGCCCGGGUCAACCGGCCGGCUUGGCCGGGCUCGGGCUGUGGUGGAACAGCAGGCCGGGUAAACCGGCCGGCCCGGUGGGCUCGGGCUGUGGUGGAGCGGCUGCCGGGGGCAAACCAGCCGGCCCGGAGAGGCUCCGGCUGUGGUCGGCGGCCGCCCAGGUCAACAUGCCGACACGGUCGGGCUCGGGCUGUGGGCAGGGGCCGCCCGGGUCAACCAGCCGGCCCGGAGAGGCUCCGGCUGUGGUCGGCGGCCGCCCGGGUCAACAUGCCGACACGUCGGCCCGGCCGGCCUCGGGCUGUGGUGGAGGCCGGCCGGGUUUACCAGUCGGCCCGGCCAGGCUCGGGCUGUGGUUGGCGGCCGCUCGGGUCAACCGGCCGUCCUGGCGGGGCUCGGGCUGUGUUCGGCGGUAGCCCGGGUCAACCGGCCGGCUUGGCCGGGCUCGGGCUGUGGUGGAACAGCAGGCCGGGUAAACCGGCCGGCCCGGGGUGCUCCGGCUGUUGUGAAGCGGCCGCCGGGGGCAAACCAGCCGGCCCGGAGAGGCUCCGGCUGUGGUCGGCGGCCACCCGAGUUAACCAGCUGGCUUGGCCGGGCUCGGGCUGUGUUCGGCGGCCGCCCGGGUCAAUCUGCCGGCCCGGAGAGGCUCUGGCUGUGGUCGGCGGCCGCCCGGGUCAACAUGCCGACACGCCUGCUUGGCCGGUCUCGGGCUGUGUUCGGCGGCCGCCCGGGUCAACCGGCCGGCACGGCCACCCUCGGGCUGUGGUCAACAGCCGCCCGGGUCAACCGGCCAUCCUGGCGGGGAUCGCGCUGUGUUCGGCGGUAGCCCGGGUCAACCAGCCGGCCCGGCCGGGCUCGGGCUGUGGUCGGCGGACGCCCGGGUCUACCAGCCGGCCCGGCCGGCCUCGGGCUGUGGUCGGAGGCUGCCCGGGUCUACCAGCCGGCAAAGCCAGCCUCGGGCUGUGGUCGGCGGCCGCCCGGGUCUACCAGUCGGCCGGGCCUGGCUCGGGCUGUGUUCGGCGGCCGCCCCGGUCAACUGGCCGGCACGGCCGGCCUCGGGCUGUGGUCGAAGGCCGCCCGGGUCUACCAGCCGACCCGGCGGGGCUCGUGCUGUGGUGGAACAGCAGGCCGGGUAAACCGGCCGGCCCGGGGGGCUCGGGCUGUGGUAGAGCGGCCACCGGGGGCAAACCAGCCGGCCCGGAGAGGCUCCGGCUGUGGUCGGCGGCCGCCCGGGUCAACAUGCCGACACGUCGGCCCGGCCGGCCUCGGGCUGUGGUGGAGGCCGGCCGGGUUUACCAGUCGGCCCGGCCAGGCUCGGGCUGUGGUUGGCGGCCGCCCGGGUCAAUCUGCCGGCCCGGAGAGGCUCUGGCUGUGGUCGGCGGCCGCCCGGGUCAACAUGCCGACACGGUCGGGCUCGGGCUGUGGGCGGGGGUUGCCUGGGUCUACCAGCCGGCAAGGCCGGCCUCGAGCUGUGGUCGGCCACCGCCCGGGUCUUCUAGCCUGCUUGGCCGGACUCGGGCUGUGGUCGGCGGCCACCCGGGUCUACCAGUCGGCCCGGCCGGCCUCGGGCUGUGGUCGGAGGCUGCCCGGGUCUACCAGCUGGCAAAGCCGGCCUCGGGCUGUGGUCGGCGGCCGCCCGGGUCUACCAGUCGGCCGGGCCUGGCUCGGGCUGUGGUCGGCGGUCACCCGGGUCUACCAGCCUGCUUGGCCGGCCUCGGGCUGUGGUCGGAGGCCGCCCGGGUCUACCAGCCG